Messenger RNA from Umbelopsis ramanniana AG, 3804 nucleotides. RefSeq lists its product as uncharacterized. The record is from RefSeq and is a predicted model, not a curated record. Gene Ontology annotation, biological process: regulation of DNA-templated transcription; DNA-templated transcription. Lineage: Eukaryota; Fungi; Mucoromycota; Umbelopsidomycetes; Umbelopsidales; Umbelopsidaceae. The coding region runs from base 183 to 3644 and encodes 1153 amino acids. The transcript is spliced from 3 exons. Gene Ontology annotation, molecular function: DNA binding; DNA-binding transcription factor activity, RNA polymerase II-specific; zinc ion binding.
UGUGGUUCUCUGGCAGUAAUUCUGGUUUCUUUCUUUCCAAGCUUCGAAACAACAUCCCUUUAACCCAAGCCAGCAUCUAUCUUUGAGCCUAUAUAGUAUAUAUUAUCUGGGAUAUAUAUUAUAUCACUCUUCCCUCCUCACCUCGAUAUAUGUGUCAACGCUUACUUUCUCACAUUCUAUAAAUGUCAUCAAUGUUCGUACAAGACCAACAUGCGGGUUCUGGCGCAGGUCAACCAUCUCAACAAAAACCAGAUCAAUCUCGGCCGAAGAGACCACGUUCAAGCUUGGCUUGUAUUCGGUGUCGAAAGAAGAAGGUCAAAUGUGAUUUUGUCCAGCCUACAUGUGGCCGUUGUUCAAUUGCUGGACUUCCUUGUAGUUAUGCUACUCCACCUCGACGUGUAGAUGGCCAUGCCUUCGAUCAACUUGGUAACCACGUUGAGGAAUUGAAAGAAAGGAUGCAAAAAAUGCAGUCAGAGUUGGCCAAAAUGAAGAACAAUCUGCAUCCUUUCAAUCCCUCUUCUUCUAAUGCCUCUGGCUCAAAUCAAACCGAGGAAGAAGACAAUCGCUAUAGCCCUAAUUUCGAUCCUCUCAGUCAACACCAAUUUAACCCACGCAAUAGCAUGAGUUUGAUUGCCCCUCCGCCUCAAAUGCCUCCUGCCCAACAACAACCAGUCACUUGGAAGCUAUCUUUAUCUCCAUCUGGUCUCCGCAUCGAUACCAAUAUCGCUAGUGUGGCCGAUUUAUACCGAAUUCUGUUGAAUGGUAUCUCCCAGUUGAACAUCAAUACCGAUUCUACUAAUUUGUUCAGUACGGACUCCAUUCGUGGUGAAGGUAGCAAGUCACGCUCAAAGGGCUGGAACAAGAAAGCUUCAAAAGCUAUUGAGACCGCAGGCCCUGCUGGCGUUGCUGGUGAUACCAAAGCAAGCCCUCCUGUCGGAGUGGCGCCCGAUUCCACAACAGGCAAUGCACAAGGCAGACUGUGGGAGGUCGAUGAUCGUGAAGCCCGUGCUAUUCAGCAAGAGCGUAUUAGACAGAAAAACGAGUCGGAAGGAGUACCGCAGCAUACACUUGAUCACCUCAUGCACAACACCUAUCAUCGCUGCUUUAUGGCCUACGAAAUCGUUGACAAAGAAACUUUCAUGGAGCAAUAUUCAUCUGUGCAAGGCCUGGACCCUCUGUUGUUGAACUCCAUCUAUGCUUGGGCAUCUAAACAUGGAUGUAUUUAUCAUAAUGUAAACUCAGAUCGAGAUCCUACUACCAUGGGCGAUCCAUAUUUCAAGAAUGCUCGACAACUGCUUAAAAAGUGCUUUGAUGUCAGCUCUCCUACCACUAUUCAUGCGUUACUCAAUCUUUACAUGUAUCAGCUCAGUAGUGAACGCUCUAGCUUGGCCUAUCUUUAUAUUGGUCUUGCUAUUCGUAUGGCUCAAGAUCUCAAGUAUCACAAGAAGGAUUACGUUCCUGCAGACCCAAAGCAACGCGAAACAAGCAAGCGACUUUGGUGGUCCGCUUACUGGCUUGACCUGUGUGCUGCUUUAGAAUCCAACAGACCCACUAUGGUGGAUGACAAAGAUUGUGAUAUUGAUUAUCCAGUUAAAUUGGAUUCAGAAGAUGAUGAAACUGGUUACCGUAUUGAUUUCUGUGUGCAUUCCAUCAAGUUGAUGAAGAUUCGCAAAGACAUCACCAAGCAUUUACCUUCUGAGCAAUCUGGUCAGUCGCUGCUCUCCGCCAUUUCUAAACUUGAAAAUUCAUUGACCAACUGGUUAAAUGAACUGCCUCAAUAUCUUCAUUUCGAACAAGAUGAAACUUUGCAAAAAACCGGCACCUUCUGUGAUGAGGCUAGACUGAUAUUGAACAUUCAAUACCAAACCACCUGGAUCAUGCUUCAUCAAUUCUUCCUUCCCAAACAAGAUCAGACCGCUACUCCAGUGGCGCUAUUAUCAUUGAACAUUUGCACCAAGUCCGCCAAUUUCAUUACGCGAAUGCUUGACAUCUACGCCAAUAACCUCAGUUGGUGUCAAUUCUUCCAUAACAUGGACGGUAUCAUUGCUAGUGUCGGUAUACAUCAAGUGAAUGCUCAGUCUAGCGAGAAAGAGGUUGCUUUGCUGGCAAAGCGUAAUCUGAUCAUCACUUCCAACGUACUUCGUGAUUCACCUUUGGUAUAUAUGGAGAAGAUCAAUGAGAUUAUUGACAGUAUUGACGAUUACAUGCGUAAGAACAACUUCCCAACUGAUUUGAAUCAACUUCCCGCUGUCAGUGAGAAUUCCGUCAAUCAGCAAUCCAUUUCGUCUGUUUUCCAUCCUGCCAUCUUUGAAACUUCACCAAAGCCAAAAGCUUCCCCCAACUCAGGUUCGCUCAAUCAGUUUGGUCAAAUGAAGUCCCCGCAAGCCAGUCACCAGCCACCGUCUAUGAUGAGUCCUGGUAUGCCAGGUAUGGGCCAAGCACCGCAAAAGCAGCAGCAGCAGCAACAACAACCCAAGGUACCAGGAGGCCAGCAACGUAUACCCAAUCAACAAGGCGUUCGAAUGCAAAGUGGCUCUUUCCAACAGCAGCAACAAAACAACACUGGUAUGCCAACCAAUGCGGGUAUGCAAAAUAUGAUGACCAGUAUGUCCAUGCCUUCAGGGUCAUUUAUUGCACCUCAAAUGCAAAAUCCUGGUCAACUUGAUAACCAGAAUUCGGCCGAUAGCGUUUUGCUGGAUUCCAACAUGCAGCUAUUCAAUGACCCAGGUCUAGUCAGUGGCUUCAACAUCGAUGGCAGCAAUGAUAAUGGAAAUACCGAUAUGAGUCAAUUGUUGUUCCGCAACGUUGGGGUCAAUCUUGUUGAUCCGUCUGGCAAUUUGCAAAAUGCUCAGCAUCUUUUCCAACCCAUGAGUUCACCUUUUGAACAUCCAAAUUCAAAUGCCUUCAUGUCACCGCAAGCUGGUCAACAAAAUUUUGCUCCUUCUUCACGAACCCCCACUCCCAGCGCUUCAUUCAAUCAGUCUAAUGUACCUACUUCUACUGCUGGCCCUAAUUAUUUUGAUCAAUCUCGACCCAAUGCCAAUGCUCAGCAAUAUCAACAAUACCUAGGAGCUCAUAACCUAUUCCAAAAUAUGCAGCAGCAACAGCAGCAACAGCAAUCACAAGCUCAACAAACAUCACCACAACCUUUUGCCAGCUCAAUGAUGGGACGACCUCCUUUCGCUGGACAACAAACACAGCUUGGCAUACAAGGUGAACAUGGUGAUCAGCAGUCGCCAAGUGGCACAGGUUUUGUUGGAGGAGACACCGGUAACUUCUUUGAUCAAAUGAACAUGGAUCCAGCUACCAUGAGCGCUCUUUUCUAUGGUACACCCGUGGUGGGUAACGGACCCGAAGGAUAUGGAGACUUUUCAUUUGGAAGUGGUGGUCAAGAUCUUGGUGGAUUUACUGGCCUUGAUCCAAACCUACAGCAACAGCAAGAGUUCACCCACCUGAAUGGGAUGAAAAUGCAUAGACUAACACGCCAACAAUCAGUACCAAAAACACCAUCCUUAUCAAAAGAAAACCACAAAAAAAGGGGAAUUUUUCAACUUUCUUAUAUUCUACUCUUGUAUUUUGAGCACGCCGUUGUUUGUUACUCGCUGCACCUAGUUUUGCUGUUUCUUUGUGAAGAUACCUUAUAAAUUUUUUUUUUAUUUCCUCUCUUAUCUCUUUCUUUUUUCUUCUCCUAUGUAAUUGCUUCUUCUUUCUUCUAUCUUCAAUCUAUAUAAAAGAGCAUCUUUUUAUAUAUCGCGGUAGCCUGCAUAUUAAAAAAACAAAAAACAAAGGGCAACUGGGUCAUAC